AUGUCUCCAAUUGCCAUUUCAGACAAUCAAGAGUACAAAAUCGCCACUAUCCCAGCUGACGGCAUUGGACCUGAGGUCAUCGACGCUGGCGUAGAAGUUCUCAAGGUUUUGAGCGAGGCCUCUGGGUCCUUCAGUCUCAAGUUCCAGAAUUACGACUGGAGCUCAGAAACAUAUAAGAAGACCGGCAAAUAUAUCCCAGAUGAAGGGCUUGUAAGCCUGAAACAGCACGAUGCAAUCCUUUUCGGCGCUGUUGGUGCUCCAGAUGUUCCAGACCACAUCUCCCUUUGGGGAUUGCGACUGGCGAUCUGCCAGCCAUUCCAGCAAUAUGCCAAUGUUCGUCCAACGAAGAUCCUCAAGGGUACUCAGUCACCUCUCCGAAAUGCAAAUACUGGCGAUCUCGAUUGGGUAAUUAUUCGCGAGAAUAGCGAAGGAGAGUAUGCUGGACAAGGAGGCAGAUCUCAUCGCGGCCAGCCAUGGGAGACGAGCACCGAAGUCUCUAUCUUCACUCGACAUGCCGUAACCAGGCUUAUCAGAUUCGCAUAUGAAACUGCGCAAAAGCGGCCGAAGAAGCAUCUCACAGUCGUGACCAAGUCUAAUGCGCAGCGCAAUGGAAUGGUAAUGUGGGAUGAAAUUGCCGCAGAAGUCGCUAGGGAGUACCCAGAUGUGCACACCGACAAAAUGCUCGUUGACGCGAUGACGUGCCGCAUGGUACUCCAGCCCAAUUCGCUCGAUACCAUUGUUGCCACCAAUUUACACGCGGAUAUUCUUUCGGAUCUUGCAGCGGCCCUGGCCGGUUCGAUCGGCAUUGCACCAACAUCCAACCUUGACCCGACAAGGCAAAAUCCCAGCAUGUUCGAACCGAUUCAUGGAUCUGCUUUCGAUAUCACUGGAAAAGGUGUUGCCAACCCUGUCGCCACCUUUUGGACUGCCGCGGAAAUGCUGAGAUGGCUUGGCGAGGAAGAGGCAGCAGAUCGGUUACUGGAAUGUAUCGAAGAUGUCUGUGGCCAAGGCAUCUUAACGAAAGAUCUUGGUGGCUCUGCGAACACAAAGGAGGUAACCGAGGCUGUAAUUCAGGCGAUUCGGAAAUCGUACAAGCUGCAGAAGGCUGCUUAA
Messenger RNA from Pseudocercospora fijiensis CIRAD86, 1113 nucleotides. RefSeq lists its product as uncharacterized. Bases 1 to 1113 code for a protein of 370 amino acids. The transcript is spliced from 2 exons. The record is from RefSeq and is a predicted model, not a curated record. Gene Ontology annotation, molecular function: oxidoreductase activity, acting on the CH-OH group of donors, NAD or NADP as acceptor; magnesium ion binding; NAD binding. NCBI's taxonomy places the organism in Eukaryota, Fungi, Ascomycota, Dothideomycetes, Mycosphaerellales, Mycosphaerellaceae.